Gadus morhua (Atlantic cod) is the source of this 3125-nucleotide messenger RNA. It is a transcript of the gene rtn1a, whose product is annotated as reticulon 1a. Gene Ontology annotation, cellular component: endoplasmic reticulum membrane; neuron projection; postsynaptic density. The transcript has 9 exons. The coding region runs from base 1 to 2319 and encodes 772 amino acids. Lineage: Eukaryota; Metazoa; Chordata; Actinopteri; Gadiformes; Gadidae. The record is from RefSeq and is a predicted model, not a curated record. Gene Ontology annotation, biological process: neuron differentiation; endoplasmic reticulum tubular network formation; brain development.
AUGUCUGCCAAGCCGAGUGACGAGCUGGGAGGCUCGGAGGAGAAGUGGUUCGGAGAUGAUUAUGAACGGAACGGCCUCUUCGGCAGCAGCACGCCGUCCGGGUUCGGCGAGCUACGUGACGAAUUCGAGCCCAUGAGCGCCGACGGGGGGGCGAGCGACCUGGACCGACAAUUCAAUCAAUUUCAAGACGACGUGAAAAGGCCUGCCGUUGCUAUGGAAACUGCAUCUACAGAUGACUCCAUGUCUGGACUGUUCCGGAAGCCCAUGAGCGACGACGGAGACCUUUACACGUCCCUGCUGUCCAAUCAGAACUUCCCAACAAGCCAGGAGGCCUCCUACCUCUCAGAAGAGCUGAAGCCCAGCAAGACCUCCCCCACCUCGACCUCACACCUCCAGUUCUCCACCACCUCCUCCACCACCUCCUCCUCCAAGACCGUCUCCUACGGGGAGGAGGACCUGCCCAGGUCCCUGCUGGGCUCGGACAAGACGGAGUCCUACAACUACAUGGACAUCAGCCACGGGGACGAGCUGCUGACGGGCCAGCGCCCCGACCCCCUGGACAGCCUGAUGGACACCAAGGUGUCCUCCACGUCCGGACACGACUCUCUGGGGGGCUACAUGGACCAGAUCCCCGGGAGGGACGUAGACCAGGACGACGACGAUGAGGAGGAGGAGGAGGAAGACGAGAACCUGGGCCCCGCCUGCGACUCCCACUCCUUCCCCUACGUGGAGGAGCCCUCCGACGAGGAGAUGUCAGACUACCGCUCCUACCGGAACCUGGGGGGCACCUCCGAGACGGCCAGCCCCGUGAAGAUCACCCUGACCCAGUCCCAGACCCCCGCCGCCGAGCCCGAGAGCCAGCCCCCGCCACGCUCCUCCCCGGUCGGCGGGACGGACCGCGAGAACGUCCUGAGCGUGGGCACCGUGGGCGUUCCCACGGUGACGCUGUCGGAGCCCGAGGACGACAGCCCGGCGUCCACGCCCAGCCCGUCCCCCACAGAUCCAGACUUCCCUUCACACGAGAUGUACAACACCAACACAGUGAAGCGGGCGCCGUCCAAGAACAGCGCGGCCGCCAAGGGCCCCAGCAAGGAGCCGGGGGCCAGCAGCAACGAGUCCGGGGACUCUGAGAUAGAGCUGGUGACCGAGGACCCCGCCCCACGGGGCCAGACCUCCCCCAGCACCAAGAGCAGCAGCGGCCCCUUCCCCCCGUCUCCCGUCAGCAAGAGCCCCGUGACCCCGCCCGGCAACCCCUUCGACGGCCCCCCGGUCGCCAAGGGGGGCCACCAGGGCCUGGCCGCCAGCCUGGGGGCGGGCGGCGCCUACAGCAUCCUGAGGGAGGAGCGAGAGGCGGAGCUGGACAGCGAGCUCUUCAUCGAGUCCGCCUCCGAGGAGAGCCCCAAGAGGGAGCAGGGCGGGGCCGGCCCCAAGCAGGCCGCCGCCCUCCCGUCCCCUCUGGUGCCCGUUGUCACAGCCCCCCCAGCCCGCUCCCCCCUGGAGGAGAAGCCCCCCGCCGGGCCCCCGGUCCAGGCGCCCGAGGCCGUGAAGGCCCCGGCGGCGAAGACCCCCGAGGAGGAGCGGCCCAGCAAGCCCAAGCCCCCCAUGGCCGCCGUGCCCCCUGAGGUGCGCUCUGCGGAGAAGCCCCCCCCCCAGGAGGACGGGGGGAGCCAGAAGACGUGCGGCGGCGAGGUCAAGGGGGACCUGGCGGCGCCGGCCGGAACCGUCCUCCUGCAGAACUUUGACAAGCAGAAAGCCGUCGACCUGCUCUACUGGAGGAACGUGAAGCAGUCCGGGGGUGUGUUCAGCAGCGUGCUGCUGCUGCUCUUCUCCCUGACGCAGUUCAGCGUGGUCAGCGUGGGAGCCUACCUGGCCCUGGCUGCCCUCAGCGCCACCAUCAGCUUCCGGAUCUACAAGUCCGUCCUGCAGGCGGUGCAGAAGACCGAUGAGGGACAUCCCUUCAAAUCCUUCCUGGAGGUGGAGAUCGCCCUCUCCCAGGAUCAGAUCGGGAAAUAUGCCGACAAGAUCAUGCUGUACAGCAACACCUGCAUGAAGGAGCUGCGCCGUCUGUUCCUGGUUCAGGACCUGGUGGACUCCCUGAAGUUUGCGGUUCUCAUGUGGCUCCUGACCUACGUGGGCGCCCUCUUCAACGGCCUCACACUGCUCAUCUUGGCUGUGAUCUGCAUGUUCACCAUGCCGGUGAUCUACGAGAAGCACCAGGCCCAGAUUGACCAGUACGUGGGCCUCAUACGCACCCAGGUCAACUCCGUGGUGGGAAAGAUCCAGGCUAAGAUUCCCGGGGCGAAGCGAAAGGAGGAGUGAAGCGUGUCACUCGCUGUCCAGUCGAGCCCAGAGAAGGCAGCUCGCUGUCGGGGAAAACGCCCAGUCAUCAUCCGUGGGGCAUAGUGCUGUGUCAUCAUGCUGUUCUCUUAAAAACACGAAAACCCCCCCACUCCACUGAAGAAGCCCCCUCCCCCUCCGUUCUUUAGCGGCUAACGCACUAACACACACACACACAGUAAGGUAGACGAUGUACACGGAUAAAAAUACAACAAAAAAACAUUUUCUUUUGUGUUGCUUGUUAUGAGGUGCAUGAAGUCGAGCCUUGAGUCAAUCAUAUUUGAUAUAUAUAUUUCGUGCAGUUUUUAUUACGCUACGAUUUUGUUUUGCAGUGCUUAUGACUGUAAAGGUAUGGCACAAAAGAAGCUUAACGCCCAGAAUUGUUGUGCUGCUGCUGCCGAUGUGAAAUACCGCUUCGUGCUUUGGAGUCGGCUGGUGGGGUUCUCCGUACGUCAAGAACUUCGGCUUCUGAGAUGGUUUCCUUUUGGUGUUUUCAAGCACAACCUCAUUUAACAAUAAGCGUCUUAGAUGUGGUAAUUGUAGGGUUUUGCUUUUGUAUAACCAUUAAAAAGGAACAAUACACAAGCUUAUGUUUUAGGUACUGCUGUUCGACGCCCAUGAAGACGAGGAGUAUCUGGCGAUAUUUAGCUUGUUUGAAUACAUGUCCAACUUUGUACUUUGUUCAACUAUACUCAAUGUAGUUCUUAGACCCCGGACUCCUAACUAUUUGCACUUACAGUAUGUAUUUAAUUACAAGAUUAAGAAAACAAUAAAUGUACCUUGAUGUA